UGCUGCUUUAACCGCAUCUGCAGUCUGCAACGUGUAUCAAAUCAGUCGACAGCUCAGUGCCUUCCCUUCAUGCCUGCUUAUUUAUUUUUUUUAUUGCUGAUACCGUUUUCCUCUGGAUUUUAUGUGAGCAUAGACUCGAAUGAUGAGGAAUGCUUUUUUGAUCGAGUUAAAUCUGGGACUAAAAUGACUUUAUAUUUUGAAGUUGCUGAGGGAGGCUUUCUCGAUAUUGAUGUACGAAUAAUUGGACCUGAUGAAAAGGUUCUAUACGAAGCAUCAAAAGAGUCCAGCGGUAGGCAAGCCUUUACUGCCUCUGCGGAUGGGGAAUACAAAUAUUGCUUUGGCAACAAGAUGAGUACAUUGACUCCGAAAGUCGUUAUGUUUGACAUGGAGAUUGAACCUGAGCGCCUAGAAAAUUUAGAGAAUGUUACAGAGUCCGAAGGUAAACUAUUUAAGAUGAUUGGUGAUCUCUCUCUCGCUGUUUUGGGUGUUAAGCACGAAAUGGACUACAUUGCUCUUCGAUCAAAUAUACACAGAUCAAUAAGUGAAAGUACCAACACUCGUGUCGUUCUCUGGGCGGCUUUUGAAACUAUGAUACUCGUCACGAUGAGCGUGGGCCAAGUAAUCUACCUUAAGCGUUUCUUUGAAAUAAGAAGAGUGGUCUGA
This is a messenger RNA of Protopolystoma xenopodis, 663 nucleotides long. Lineage: Eukaryota; Metazoa; Platyhelminthes; Monogenea; Polystomatidea; Polystomatidae. The record is from the annotation of a GenBank genome assembly.